AUGGCGGACGAUGGCGGCAUGGACGACGCGUCCAACGACAGCAUGACAAAGCCAGCGUCCGACGUGCUCAUCGGAAUCAAGGAUACCAGCUUCGGUUACGAUGUGCUGGCCCGUGUGCCUGCGCACCUGUUUGGCACUCAGGCCGAAAAACUAUUCCAGAGUUUCGAGGAUUUUGAGGUUGAAGACAAGGAAGGAGUUUGGCACGAGGACCGCAGCUGCGCGUGCUUUUGGAAUUACACUCCUUACAUCGGCUGCCGCGAGGAACCAUGCACUUGUAAGGCGUCAUUCUGGGCCACAUAUGACGAACAGCUGCUGAGUGCGCUUCUUCCCGACAAGGUUGCAGUGUUUGCCGCACUGAUUGAAUUUGAAUCUCGCGUCGUUGGAUAUGAGACGAGUCCAGUUAGCGACUUCCUGGACUUUGCGCAAAAGCUGGACAACCUGGCGCUCGCCGUUUGCCGAAGCCUCCUCAAGGCCGCCAAGACAGACUCCCAGAUCGCAUCUCAAGUUUUGCAAGCUUUCAACAUGCUCCAGAAGGCCCGCAAUGUGCUUCCAGCACCUUAUCAAGACGAUCGCCAGGUCUACUUCUACCACAGCAUGGCUGUCAUGAAGAGAUGGCACACAGAGGAGAUAUCUUAUCUCGUGUUCAAGAUAAUAGGCGGACAGGGUUUGCCUGACGAGCUUGUGGAGAGAAUCCGCGAGCUCUUCAUUGAAUCGAGGGAUGAGGACUUGAGCCAGUGCGAGAGUCAAUACUACAAGACGUACAAGGACUGCUGCAGCAUCAGAUAUGCCACGGCCCACUCGAGUUUACAUACGGUACUUUGUAGUGUGCAUUUGAUCGUAAUCGUGUUCAAAUUCACUUGGACCCACUUGCGCACGUACAACUCCAAUUCUCUCAUGCUCAGCAUAAUCUCAGCUAUUCAUCUCAGCGAGAACAGUCACCUUCAACUCCCCAUCGAUUCAACCAGGCGCGCCAAAUCUCGAUCCGGCGUAAUGGCAGACUCCGGCGCAGUCGUGUCCAGCAGCAGUCUCACGCAUCUGGAUGUCCUCGUGCUCAUCAAGAAGACCUGGCUCGGCAGUGAACUCAUCUGCUCGACACCGCGAGGAACGACAGAACACAUCUUCGGCGACGAGGGUGCGCUGGUUCUCGACGACGUAGAAGAUUACUCGGAAGGAGAGGGAACCUGGCAUGAGCAAGGCUGUCCGUGUGCGAAGACCAACGGAAUCUACAACUUCUGUCGCGACAGACCAUGUCUCUGCGAAGUGCCUUCCGCAGACGAGGUUGAGGUGGUCGCUGCCCUGCGCUCAGAAAAGCCGCUGGAGGUCAUCAAGGCGCUCGUUUGUUUUGGCGAACAUGUGCUUGAGUCUCUAUUACACGAUAAGUCUUUGGGAUGGGAAAUGUCCAUCUGGUAUUUCUUGAUGUUUACGCAGAAGCUCGAUGACACGGUGCUGGCUAUUUGUCGCGACAUCAUCAAAACCGGGGCGACGCGUGAAAUCAUAGAUGCAUUCAAUACGCUGCAGAAUGCUCGCCGCGCACUCAAAGCCCCUCACAAAGACUCCCGACAUGUCUACCUCUAUCACAGCAUGGCCUGCCUAACUAAGCCCUAUGUCGAGGAUAUGUCGUAUCUUGUCUACAAGAUUCUGGAAGGUCGCGGUUUGUCUGACGAGCUCAUCGAGAUGGUUCGCGAAUUCUACAUCGAAGUUAGUGUUGAGGAGGUGGACUUGGACCAGCGCGACGGUCAAUACUACAAGACAUACAAGAAUCGCUGGGACCUGGGCGAGCGACGUUAA
Molecule: messenger RNA, 1788 nt
Organism: Zasmidium cellare ATCC 36951
Lineage: Eukaryota; Fungi; Ascomycota; Dothideomycetes; Mycosphaerellales; Mycosphaerellaceae
Exons: 5
Coding region: 1-1788 (595 amino acids)
Source: RefSeq, a predicted model, not a curated record